Lineus longissimus is the source of this 990-nucleotide messenger RNA. RefSeq lists its product as uncharacterized. The transcript has a single exon. Lineage: Eukaryota; Metazoa; Nemertea; Pilidiophora; Heteronemertea; Lineidae. The record is from RefSeq and is a predicted model, not a curated record. The coding region runs from base 1 to 990 and encodes 329 amino acids.
AUGAACUUUACUCUCAUAACGCCAUCUAGUGAGCUGGAAGAAUUUCUUGGCAUUGCAAGUAGUCCUCUUGUGCCAAAAUACUGUAGAUGUGCCGCUGAGCGUGAAGACAAACAUGCUACUGAGUUCAUGAAAGAUAGCUUGUCUCAAUUGAACGAUGGCACGUACAAAGUUUCGCUCCCUUGGCGAAAACCGCCGACCGCCUUGCCCAACAACUACGAUUACGCCAAAAAACGUCUCCUGAAUCUUGAGAAACAAUUCAAAUUGAAACCACGCGAGUGGGAAGUGUACAUCAAACAGAUGGAUGAUCAGCUGAAUCGCGGUGUUGCACGUCUCGUACCACAAUCCGAAUUGGACCAAGAUCAUGCUGACAAAAAGGGAAUGUGGUUUCUUCCACAUUUUGCUGUUGUCAAAGAUUCGACCACCACUCCAGUGCGUGUGGUACUUGACGACAAAUCUCGUUACCAAGGUCAUUCGUUAAAUGAUUACCUUGCAAAGGGAAACUCGGUGAACUCUAGCAUUUUCGAUAUCGGGUUACGUUUCCGGGAAAACGAAGUUGGCGUCAUUGCGGACAUUUCAAAAAUGUUUCAGAGUUUCAAGCUUUCUAAAGACGACGCUCGAUACCACCGCUAUCUUUUCCGUAGUACACCGGAUGAAGAAAUCAAAGUGUAUGAACUACAAACUGUCACAUUUGGGGACAAACCGUCACCCGCAGCUGCUGUGUUUGCGCUAAGGCACAUUGCAAAUAAGCAUGCGCAUUCUGAAAUCGACCGUGUUAUCAAGAAACAGUUUUAUAUCGAUGAUCUGAAGGACAGCCUGAGGUCCAAUAGCGAUGUUGGACAGUUGAAAACCGAUCUCACUGGAGCUUUACGAGAAGGAAAUCUUCUGAUACGGAAAUGGUUAUCUAACGAACGACAAAUCUGCGACCCUGAGUUCAUCCCACAUGAUGGUAAUGCAACAGCCCUUGACGCAAGGGCCCAACGCGCCGCGUAG